AUGGCUACCAUCUACUCCCACCUUUCCGAGGCAGAGCAGAAUCUCAUCGAAGUCGCAGCCAAGACGAUAGAGGCCAUCCCAGUAUCCGAAGAUUACAGCGUUGGCAGCGCCGCGCUCGCUGAAGAUGGCCGCAUCUUCACUGGCAUCAACGUCUAUCACUUCACCGGUGGACCCUGUGCCGAGCUCGUCGUCCUGGGAGUUGCUGCCAUGGCUGGGCCACCCAAACUCACCCACAUAGUCGCUGUGGGAAACCAAGGGCGAAUGAUUCUCAGUCCGUGUGGCCGUUGCAGACAGGUCUUGGGCGAUUUGCAUCCAGAUAUCAAGGCGAUAGUGCGGGACGCUGACGGGUCAGUGAAGGUCGAGAAGGUGCAGGACCUGCUGCCGGCGAGAUAUGUCAUACCCGACGCCACCGUUGAGAGUAUGUAG
Nannizzia gypsea CBS 118893 is the source of this 426-nucleotide messenger RNA. Its product is annotated as blasticidin-S deaminase. Bases 1 to 426 code for a protein of 141 amino acids. The transcript has a single exon. Gene Ontology annotation, cellular component: cytosol. Gene Ontology annotation, molecular function: cytidine deaminase activity; zinc ion binding. Lineage: Eukaryota; Fungi; Ascomycota; Eurotiomycetes; Onygenales; Arthrodermataceae. The record is from RefSeq and is a predicted model, not a curated record.